UGCCCUUGCUCUUGUUCCAGUUCUCGAUUACCAGCUUGAACCUUCAGCGUCGUGUUAGCGCACACGCUCCGCGGGUGAGCAUGUGGCCACGCACCUCUCUUUGUGGGGCAUGUUGGGAUCUUGCUCCUUCAGACGAGCAACCUCGGUCUGCAUGAACUUGUUGAAUUCCGUGAGCUUCUUCCUACCACCUGCAGCACCUUUUCCUAUGCAACGUCUUAAUUCCAUGUCUUAUGCGAAAGACUACGCUGCACGUACGCUUCUUGACCACCGUGGUCUUUUUGGUUGUGUCGGGCGGCGCAGUCUUGCAACCAUGGUCGCUAUCAGGCUGCAAUGACGUUUGGAUCAGUUCCAGGCUCGACAACCUCACGGGACCGGCUACUGACAACCUCGAAAAUCAGGGGAGGAUAGGAAGAGGCCUUGGAGUGGGCCGAGGGGGUGGUUGCAGGACGAGAGAGGGUGACACAUCGCGUCGAAGCGCAGGGGCCUUAUACGAGCCCAGAAAUUGCGAUGACGGGUUUAGUCCUGUUCAACACGCUUCCUCGCGGUUCCCCGCUGUCCUGCCCCCAGCCACUCCGGCCACGUAAUGGCGGACACCUCUUCUGCUGAUCGAAUGGGCCCCCAUGCUU
Fomitopsis serialis is the source of this 626-nucleotide messenger RNA. RefSeq lists its product as uncharacterized. The record is from RefSeq and is a predicted model, not a curated record. NCBI's taxonomy places the organism in Eukaryota, Fungi, Basidiomycota, Agaricomycetes, Polyporales, Fomitopsidaceae. Bases 231 to 584 code for a protein of 117 amino acids. The transcript has a single exon.